Molecule: messenger RNA, 420 nt
Organism: Ostertagia ostertagi
Lineage: Eukaryota; Metazoa; Nematoda; Chromadorea; Rhabditida; Trichostrongylidae
Source: the annotation of a GenBank genome assembly
AUGCUUUGUCUAGACCCAUAUCACUUCGAAGAUCCUGCUGAAGCCUUCGAGAUAGAUCUAUAUGUACCAAUCAUGACUAUGCUGCAAUUCACGUUCUUCAUUGGAUGGUUAAAGAGAAUUGCAGUCUUCCGAUCUAGCCUCAUCAACCUGUGGCUUUUUGACUGGGUGCCGGUACCACUAGUGUACACACAGGUUGUUCAUCUCACAGUCUACAGCUACUUCGUAAUAGCAUUAUUUGCUCGACAAUAUCUCGAUAGAGACCCACUCAAGAAAUCGAUAGAUCUAUAUGUACCAAUCAUGACUAUGCUGCAAUUCACGUUCUUCAUUGGAUGGUUAAAGGUUGCCGAAGUACUACUCAAUCCACUCGGUGAAGACGAUGACGACUUCGAAUGCAACUGGAUCAUUGAUCGAAACCUUCAG